Molecule: messenger RNA, 2058 nt
Organism: Asparagus officinalis (garden asparagus)
Lineage: Eukaryota; Viridiplantae; Streptophyta; Magnoliopsida; Asparagales; Asparagaceae
Exons: 10
Coding region: 206-1810 (534 amino acids)
Biological process (GO): proteasome-mediated ubiquitin-dependent protein catabolic process
Cellular component (GO): GID complex
Source: RefSeq, a predicted model, not a curated record
GGGGCGGUCCCGCUGCUUACUCAAAUUCUGAAUCAUCCUGAUGAGAAGAUAAGCUACAUACUACUUCUGCAAGAGCCCUUAUGUGAAUGGGGAGUUUGACAUAAAAGAAGAACGCCAAACAUGUGAAAUUUAUUUGUCUAUCAGCGUCUUCUGAUGUAGAAGCGUAUUCAUAAAGGUUAUUGAUGCAGGUGCACGUUCUCUUAGAAUGAUCUUCCAAUCAAAAUUAGCCCCAAAGCAUAAUGUGCUUCACGAAAAAAACAUGAAUUUUCUUCUUUCACUUUUGAACAACGAGAAUGAAAAUGUGAGCGAGCUUGCUGCUAGUAUUAUAUCUCACUCUUGUGAGAAGUAUUUAGAGCAAAAGGCCCUUUGUGAUGUUGGUGUUUUGGAGAGACUUGUUAGUCUACUCAAAGGUUCACUUAGUCAGAGGGAUUCUUGUUUAGAUUCUAUAGCAGCAAUCAUCAAAAAUAACUCUGAGGUUGCUACAAAAUUCGCAUGCAUGAACUACGGAAAGGCUCUGGCUUCUUUAACUGAACUAGUACAGGACAGAUCUCCUCGUACAAGACUACUUGCCUCUGUGUGUUUGAUUGCAAUUGGACGCGCUUCUCCAUGCCAUGCCCAAGCUCUGCAAACUAAAACCAAAUUGAUCCUCACCCUUGUUGAACUUCUUGAAGAACCUGGUCGAGUUGGGGAUGAUGCUCCAUUUGCGCUGUCAGAUCUGGUUGCUGGCGAGGAGGAGUUACAUAAGCAGGCAGUUUCUGUCAUUGCUAUUGAGAAACUUUGCAACUUUCUUAAGAAGGGUACAGUACAGGCCAGACGUUUUGAGGGAAUAUUGCUUUCAUUAGCUGAAUUUUGCUCAAAGUUGGAAAAAUGCAGAUGUCAGCUUAUGUCAAUGGAGGUUCUUGACGUAAUUACUGAUGCUCUAAAGCAUGAUUCUGCCGGUGUACGUGUUGCUUCGUGCAUUUGUUUAAGGAGCAUUUCUCGUUCUGUUAAGAAUCUGAGUGCAGGCAAUUUCUCCACUGAAUCGGUUCUUGUUCCCUUGUUCCAGCAAUUGAAUGACUUUUCUACUUCUGUGCAGGUUGCAGCUCUUGACGCCGUUUGCAAUUUAUCAACUGAUUUUUCCCUUCAAAAGUCCCCUUCUAUUCAAUUUGGGGGAGUUACACUACUCGUUGAGCUAUCCAGAUCAAUGGAUUCAGUAAUAAGGUUGAAAUCUUUAUGUGCUCUGAGAAACCUGAUGUUCCUCGGAGACAAAAUAAGUAGACAACAUAUUCUUAUGGAAUUGACGGUAUCAACCCUGGCCAGCCUAUUGAGUGGUUCUGAACCUCUCAUUCAAGAGCAAGCAUUGGCAUUCAUCAGCAAUUUUACUUCUGGAUGUCUUGACAAUAUCGAAUAUGUGAUCACAGAAGAUAGCAAUAUUAUAGCUGUUGCUGUGAGACAAUUGCAUACUGUUUCUUCACCAGAAGUAUGUGUCCAGGGAAUGUUUCUACUAAGCAACAUAGCAGCCGGUAACGAGUCUCAUAAGGAGGCAGUAAUGAACUACCUUGUUCCCAUCCAGGCAGACGGAUGCACCGCUCCAUUCAUUAUCAAAUUCUUGCAGAAUAAGCACAAUCUGCUCAGAACAGCUGCUGUAUGGUGCAUAGUAAACCUCACACAUCCACAGAGUACAGGUUCAGCUUCUCGGGCUGCAAGGCUCCAAGAUGCUGGUGUUAUUUCUCAAAUUAAAAUGAUGGUCAAUGAUCCAUUCUUGGAUUGCAAGUUUCGAGUCAGGAUGGUUCUUGGGCAGUGUGCGUCUUGUGAGAGCAACUCAAUAUGAGUUUCAGUUUUGGCUUUUGCUGUUGUAUAGUUCGAAAAUGCAUUUGCUUCGAACUGUAUUGCAUCUUAUUUAGAUAGAUUUCUUUGGAAAUUGCGCGUCGUGAUGAAAGCACACCCUUCUGAAAUUACUUAAAGAGUAUCGUUUGAAGUAAUUUUUGUCGUGUUUUAUCAGUCACUAUAUAUCGAACCCUAUGUCUCUCUGUCGAUGCUCAUCUUUGUUGUCCAUAGGAUUCUUGUUUUUGGUCAUUU